Molecule: messenger RNA, 1125 nt
Organism: Zymoseptoria tritici IPO323
Lineage: Eukaryota; Fungi; Ascomycota; Dothideomycetes; Mycosphaerellales; Mycosphaerellaceae
Exons: 4
Coding region: 1-1125 (374 amino acids)
Biological process (GO): fungal-type cell wall organization; carbohydrate metabolic process
Cellular component (GO): fungal-type cell wall
Molecular function (GO): glycosyltransferase activity; hydrolase activity, hydrolyzing O-glycosyl compounds
Source: RefSeq, a predicted model, not a curated record
AUGCGUUUCCAACUUUUCUCUCAACGCGCAGCCGUCGCGCUCGCGACUUCACUUCCUCUCAUCCUGGCACAGACCUCGACCGACUGCGAUCCGACGAAGAAAUCUUGUCCUGCCGAUAUUGGUCUUCCGGCCAGUAAAUACGUCGCCGACUUCACCACCGCAGGAGCCAACAGCUCGUGGACCGCUGCCGCUUACACUACCAUCGAGUAUGGCAGUGAUGGCGCCGUCUUCACCAUUGCGAAGGAGGGUCAGGCACCGACCAUCGAGACUGAUUUUUACAUCUUCUUCGGCCGCGUUGAUGUCACCAUGAAGGCGGCAUCAGGUCGAGGAAUUGUUUCUUCCAUCGUCCUCGAGUCCGACGAUCUCGAUGAGAUUGAUUGGGAGUUCAUCGGCGGCGACAAUGGCAAAGUUCAGAGUAACUUCUACGGCAAAGCCAACACCACGACCUACGAUCGAGUGGUCUACCACGAUGUCGCCACUCCACAAGAUACCUACCACACCUACAGCAUUGACUGGACUUCCGAGCGUCUCCAAUUCCUCAUCGACGGCAGCAUCAUCCGCACAAUUGCAUACGCCGACCCUCUCGCCGUCUACGGCAAGAACUACCCACAGACUCCGAUGCGUGUCAAGCUCGGUAAUUGGGCUGGCGGUGGACCUGGUCAAAACAAGGGAACUGUCGAGUGGGCUGGCGGCGAUGUUGACUUCAGCAAGGGACCGUUCAAGAUGCUCGUGCGCAAGGUGGAGAUCACGAACAACAAUCCCGCCUGCUCAUACGAGUACGGCGACCGAUCCGGAUCAUUUGAGUCGAUCAAAAAAGGCACCGCCGUCACUGAUGCAACGACUGUCAGCCGUAGCGUGGCUCCCAUCAGGCAGACAGUCUUGUUAUCUACCACAGUCACCGGCUCUGCAUACAGCACCAACAGUGCUUCGGUCUCGGCACUGAACUCGGAUGUCCCUACUGGCAGUGCGGAGAGCACUACGGACACGACCAGUGCUGUUGGUAGCGACAGUCCCGCUGCCACCACUUCUUCGGGAGUCGAGACUUCGACUGGAGGCGCUUCUACCAACACCAUCUUGACGGCUGGCUCGUUCGUGGGCGUUGCGGUCGGUUUCUUCAUGUUGUAA